CUCUCAAAUGAAGGAAUAUUAUCUGAAGAAACGAUGAAAACAAGGAAACUGGAAGAAUUAUUGGAAAAAUGUAAAGCAAAUAUAAAGGAGAAUAAAGAAAAAGUGCGGCUGUUGACUGAAGAAAAUGAGAAACUUAAACAAAAUAUGGAGCAAAUGAAUCAAGAAGUUAAUUUAGAUUUUUUUUCUGCUGUUUGUCAAGUAUUAGCGACAUUAACUAUUGCAAAAAUAAAAGCUGAAAUGCAUUCAGCUCUUGAAGAAAAGGAAAAUGAGGUGCAAGCUAUUCGGGUUAAAUUGAAGCAAUCGGAAAUUCAAGAUGAACUUCGUUGUACAAUAGAGGCCUUGGAAAACGAAAAAGCAGAUAUGAUUGAAAAGCUAUCGCAAGCGAAACAUCAGGGAGUUAAAGCAGUACGUGAUGAGGAAGAAAAAAAGAGAAUGGAAUUAAUGGAAGAAAUGGAAAAAAAAAGGGAGAAUGAUCGGUUAGAACAUGAACAUCAACUUCAAGAAGAAAUCAAGAAAAUCGUUAGUUAUUUAUUCUGGAAGAAAGAAAAUUUUGCGUUUUUUUUUUUAGAUUAUUCAUUGGUCUUGAUUUUUAAGUUUGAAGACGAUAAUUGGCGAGCGAAAUUCAAAGAACAAGAGGAGCAAAUGGAAUUAGCUAUAGAAGAGCGCGAGAUGCAAAAGGCAGCUGCUGUUAUGCAACAUGAUCGGAAAAAUGACGAUCUCGGCUUACUGCUUGAACAGCUUACUGCAGUAAUAUUUCCGACUUCUCUAACUUUGCUUCUUUUAUUUUUAUUUCGAUUCGAUAUUCAUGAAAAUUUGUUGGUUUAUAAAAGAAUUUUUUUUUUUUAUUUCAGUUAUUUUUGA
Molecule: messenger RNA, 861 nt
Organism: Dracunculus medinensis (Guinea worm)
Lineage: Eukaryota; Metazoa; Nematoda; Chromadorea; Rhabditida; Dracunculidae
Source: the annotation of a GenBank genome assembly